UCACUUUCUAGGCUAGCAGGCUAGCAGGCUAGCUGCUGCGCUACGUCGGGAAGGAAACAAACCGCAAGUUCGGUUUAAACACGACGUCGCUGGGCGCCUGGAGACAGCGGGUGAACCGUCAGCAAGUGGGUCGCUCGGUCAGGCAACUCUGUCUGGGCCCUUUCCGCCCCGCCGAUCUCCCCCCAGGAUGCCGUGCCACAACCAGCAGAUGAACAGUGUCACCAGUGGCCAGGACCACCCAGUGAAGCAGGUCCGGUUCGCUAACAGCGGCGGGGUCCCCCCGGUGCUGGGCAGCUCAGAGCCCAGUGAUGCCACCACACUUCCAAGUCAGGAGACCCUGGGACCGCAGCUCAAACUGCUUCCUCUCAACGACCAGAUCCGAGAACUACAGACCAUCAUCAGAGACAAGACAACCAGCAGAGGAGAUUUCGUUUUUUGUGCCGACCGUCUGAUCAGACUAGUAGUUGAAGAGGGCUUGAAUCAGCUCCCCUACUCAGAGUGCACUGUGACUACACCAACAGGGUACAAGUAUGAUGGUGUCAAGUUUGAAAGAGGCAACUGUGGAGUCAGCAUAAUGAGGAGUGGCGAGGCCAUGGAACAGGGUCUCCGGGACUGCUGCCGCUCCAUCCGCAUUGGCAAGAUCCUCAUCCAGAGCGAUGAAGAGACACAGAAAGCCAAGGUCUACUAUGCCAAGUUCCCCCCAGAUGUGUACAGAAGAAAGGUGCUGCUCAUGUAUCCCAUCCUCAGUACAGGGAACACAGUGAUUGAAGCAGUGAAGGUGUUGAUAGAGCACGGAGUUCAGCCCAGACACAUUAUCCUCCUCAGCCUCUUCUCCACACCUCAUGGAGCCAAAUCUAUAAUCCAGGAGUUCCCAGACAUCACCAUUCUGACCACAGAGGUUCAUCAAGUGGCUCCAACACAUUUUGGACAGAGGUACUUUGGCACCGACUAAACUGAGGAAGACCUGAGGAACAUGAUCUGCGUCCUGUUUUGACAUUUAUUUAAAUAUUCCCUAUGUUCUCCUUGUUGUGCCAAAUACUGCAACGUGAUCUUACAAUUUCCCAGAUAGAUACAAAAUUGAUAGUGAUUGUAUUUAUUAUGUUGGUUUUGUUGCGGUGUAUACUCAUGCUAUAAAAAGAAGAAUACUCUGAACCAUGAGAGUUCAACUUGGAGCAUUUUAUUUUGCAUGUUACAACAAGUGAUGGAUCAAUAAAGAAUUUAUAUUUGUUAACAGACAGAACAGAAAAGGAA
Limanda limanda (common dab) is the source of this 1251-nucleotide messenger RNA. Its product is annotated as uracil phosphoribosyltransferase homolog. Lineage: Eukaryota; Metazoa; Chordata; Actinopteri; Pleuronectiformes; Pleuronectidae. The record is from RefSeq and is a predicted model, not a curated record. The coding region runs from base 188 to 952 and encodes 254 amino acids. The transcript is spliced from 8 exons.